Nothobranchius furzeri (turquoise killifish) is the source of this 654-nucleotide messenger RNA. It is a transcript of the gene dynlt1b, whose product is annotated as dynein light chain Tctex-type 1b. Gene Ontology annotation, biological process: microtubule-based movement. Gene Ontology annotation, cellular component: cytoplasmic dynein complex; cytoplasm. NCBI's taxonomy places the organism in Eukaryota, Metazoa, Chordata, Actinopteri, Cyprinodontiformes, Nothobranchiidae. Gene Ontology annotation, molecular function: dynein intermediate chain binding. The record is from RefSeq and is a predicted model, not a curated record.
CUAAAGAAACUUAUUCUGAAGGAAAAUUACAGGAAGUGAAAUUUCGCCGCCCACCUUGGUUGCCUUGACGCCGUCGACAUUAAUAUACACGCCUAAAAUUGUGACAAUGGCCGAAGUAUAUCCAAUCCCCCUCGACAGAGCAUUGGCGAGAAUCGCAGUAGACUGUUUUAAAACAACCAUAGGAGAAAGUAGCUACCAGCACAGCAGAGUGAACCAGUGGACAACCAUAGUGAUUGAGCAGUGCCUCGGCCAACUCAGCAGUCUCAGACAACCUUUUAAAUACAUAGCUUCUUGUGUCAUCAUGGAGAAGACUGGGGCAGGACUGCAAGCAGCCAACUCGUGCUUCUGGGACAACUCCACUGAUGAAACCUGUACAGUACACUGGGAGAACAGCUCCAUGCACUGCAUCCUCACUGUUUGCUCUAUGGCCAUCUGAACCCGCAUCAUCCGGAGUUAGAAACAUACCGUAUGAAUAAAUAUAUACAUUUAUACUUAAUUAGAAUGUUUACAUUGUGAAGUGCCUUGACAAGACUGUUGUCAUGACUUGGCACUAUAUAAAUGAACCCGGUUGGUCUGUUAUCCUUUGGCACAUCUAGUCUACAGUUUGACAUGUUCUCUGUUAAGUGCGACUGAUUAAAAUACUUUGGUACUGUA